Molecule: messenger RNA, 939 nt
Organism: Rubroshorea leprosula
Lineage: Eukaryota; Viridiplantae; Streptophyta; Magnoliopsida; Malvales; Dipterocarpaceae
Source: the annotation of a GenBank genome assembly
GUACGCCUAACAAAAUACUCGUCUCCCUUGAUCUUCCCAUACUGUUUCUGUUUCAACCUACGCCAUGGGUUCUUGUUUUUCUUUGGAAACAGCUCAUCCAGCGGCUGCAACUUCUCCCUCCGCUCAGGUUGUUUCAAUUCACGGAGAGCUUCACGAAUACGGUCUUCCGGUAUUCGUCUCUCAAGUUCUGCAGUCCGAGGGAGCAAAUCCUUCUUCUUCUUCUUCUAAUGGUGUCUUCCUUUGCAACUCCGAUCAACUCUGUUACGACGAAUGCAUUCCGGCCUUGGAUUUUGACAAGCAGCUUCAGCCCAAUCAGAUUUACUUCGUGCUUCCCUUUUCCAAGCUUAAGCAACGGAUAUCGUCCAAGGACAUGGCAGCUUUGGCCGUCAAAGCCAGCGUUGCCAUCCAAAAUGCGGCCAAGAAGGAUUCUAAACGAAACAAGGCCAGAAUUUCUCCUGUUUUGCCGGUUUCUCAAACCGAUAUUGAACCGAUUAAGAUUAAACCGGCUCCGCCUCCGCCUGUGCUUUCAAGGUCUAGUUCGGUUAGGAAACUGCAGAGAUACACGUCUAGACGAGCCAAGUUGGCGGUUCGUUCCUUCAGGCUUAGGUUGUCCACCAUCUAUGAGGGUUCUGUUCUUUCAUAAAUCCCCCCCUCCCCCCAAAAAAAAAAACUCCGUGCAAGGACCGAAUUCAAUUUUAUUUUUAUUACUGUAUCAUAUUAAUAUAUACCUCUCAAUUUUGUAAAAUAAAUUUUGUAAUUAUGAGAUGGAUGACUUUUAAAAUCUUGUAAUGAGAAAUUUCCUAACUUCCGGCGCCGGAGACUUCCGUGCGAUGACGUGGUACGGCGCACGCGGUUGAAAUUAGAGGGGACAAUGGAAUUACACGGACGCGUAAAAUUCUAAAUAAGGUACAGUAGUAUUAAUUAAUUUGUACUUUCUUU